CGCGCGCGCACCUAAUUGUGGCUAUUGUGAGGUUGAAGAAAAUCAGGCGUCUUCUGCGACUGUGGUUGGCGGCCAACUAUAUAAAGUUUUGCGUGCUCUCUUUGCGACACCACACCUUCGACAGCACUCAAUUCAACAUGAUGUCUGCUAAGCUUUUGGUGGCCCUCGCCGUCGUAGCGAUUGCAUCAGCGGUCCCUAAGCCCGAUGGUCCUCCAUACGGACACCCUCCCCCAUCCUACGAGCCGGGCAUGCCCUUCGAUUUCGCCUACGCCGUGCAGGACGACUACUCGGGCAACAGCUACGCUCACGACGAAAACAGCGACGGAAAGGUGACCUCCGGGUCUUACCGCGUCAACCUCCCCGACGGUCGUACCCAGCUCGUUAAAUUCACUGCCGAUAGCCACAACGGUUACGUCGCCCAGGUGGAAUACCAGGGAGAAGCUGUCUACCCGGCACCCGCACCUUCCUACCCAGCGCCUGCACCUUCCUACCCAGCGCCUGCACCUUCCUACCCUCCCCCACCAGUAUACGCCUAAGAGAUCUCGGUCCUUUCUGGAAAAAUGAGGAACUUCACUUCCGGCUCGAACUGGAAAUUCCGUAAAAUGCAGUAUUCCCAGGAUAUAAAGUCAUUGCCCCAAAGUUAUGAUAUUUUGUGUUUUCUGUUGUUGACUCUUGCUUUCUGCAAACGCUCUUGAAGUUGUUUAUAUCUAUUGUUGUAAUGGUUCGGUAGGUUAUCCGAUAGCGCGCUAUCUUUGACAAAUUAUACUUCCUGCCAACAAAAUAUAGAUAUUUUAGGUUAUGAUAUUCCUCUUGUUAUAUGUUCGGGGGAAAUGUUUUAGCCUUUCGCGUACUGUACUUCUGAAGGAAACGAGAUACUCGUCGAUGUCUUUCAUGAAGGCCCAGUCAAUCUUGUCAUCGUGAUACUCGUAGCUGAUAGUUCACCGUAACAUUGACUCAAAUAUUGUCUCUUGUCUCUGUAGUUCUUGCUCUUAUCUGAUGUAGUUUAGUGUGUAUGUAGUCAUCUCUUGCUUUUUCCCGAUGUUCAGUGCGUUUGAAGAUUGCUAGAUUUUUUCCAUUUAUUUUUCCUUUUGCUUACUUUGAUAUAGGACAGGAUGGUUAUUUUCUCUUGUUCCUCGAAUUGUCAGACCACAUCAUAAUUAAUACCUUCAAUGCAAAGGUAUCUGUAGACCUUUUGUAAAUAAAAGCAAACGAACAAC
This is a messenger RNA of Macrobrachium nipponense, 1217 nucleotides long. Its product is annotated as cuticle protein 7-like. The record is from RefSeq and is a predicted model, not a curated record. Lineage: Eukaryota; Metazoa; Arthropoda; Malacostraca; Decapoda; Palaemonidae. The transcript is spliced from 3 exons. Gene Ontology annotation, cellular component: extracellular matrix. The coding region runs from base 138 to 536 and encodes 132 amino acids.